AUGGUUUCUGCAGCCGUUACCAAAUCCACUAAACCUAUCAGGUCUAAGUCGAAGACUGCCAAGUUGGGUAGCAAGACUACCAGCGCCAAGGCGGCCGUGUCUCAUCCCUCCUGGAAAGAUAUGAUUCAGGAAUGCAUAACCGAACACCGAGAAGAAGCGCGUUCUGGUGUGUCACGCUCAACAAUUAAGAAGUAUAUCACGGAGAAGUAUCGUAUCGAAAUCGAAGGUACCAACGCAUCUCAACUCAAUCGCGCCAUUGCGCAUGGCGCCAAGGUGGGUCUGUUUGCCUUGCCGAAGGGUCCUUCUGGCAAGGUCAAGAUGGCUCCUAAGAACAAACUUUCGCAUGUCAAUGAGAAUACACAACCGGUAGUCAUGAAGAAAGCGUCUGCACCGAAAGCAGCUGUAUCGGCUAAGAAGUCUGCCAUCAAACCAUCUACAGCAUCAGUCAAAAAGUCGAAAGCCAUCACAAAGUCAACGAAGAAAAUCACUAGCGCGAAGGCCGCUACUAAGAGGCCUGCGGUCAAAGCAGCCGCAGCAAAAGUAGCGACGACGAACUCUAGGGCUGUCAUCAAGCCGAGAGGAAGACCCAAGAAGGUGGAGGCGUAA
Molecule: messenger RNA, 606 nt
Organism: Fibroporia radiculosa
Lineage: Eukaryota; Fungi; Basidiomycota; Agaricomycetes; Polyporales; Fibroporiaceae
Exons: 6
Coding region: 1-606 (201 amino acids)
Biological process (GO): nucleosome assembly
Cellular component (GO): nucleosome
Molecular function (GO): DNA binding; structural constituent of chromatin
Source: RefSeq, a predicted model, not a curated record